Molecule: messenger RNA, 306 nt
Organism: Arctia plantaginis
Lineage: Eukaryota; Metazoa; Arthropoda; Insecta; Lepidoptera; Erebidae
Source: the annotation of a GenBank genome assembly
AUGGAUUUAAAUAGGUUACCUAACGACGAGAAACUGCAGCUAUGUAAAUGGUAUUUUAAAGUUGGGUGUUUGCUGCUACCGUUUGUGUGGGCUGUGAACGCCGUAUGGUUCUUCAGAGAUGCAUUCAUGAAGCCACAAUAUGAAGAACAGAAGGAAAUUAAGAAAUAUGUGGUAAUGAGUGGCUGCGGAGCAAUCGCCUGGGGCUUAAUACUCGGAGUGUGGAUUCUCAUAUUCCAAUUGCAGAGAGUGUCGUGGGGAGCCACUGGAGAUGCUCUAUCGUUUAUAGUGCCUUUAGGACGAGCUUAA